Molecule: messenger RNA, 4358 nt
Organism: Melanotaenia boesemani (Boeseman's rainbowfish)
Lineage: Eukaryota; Metazoa; Chordata; Actinopteri; Atheriniformes; Melanotaeniidae
Exons: 27
Coding region: 140-4090 (1316 amino acids)
Biological process (GO): cell surface receptor signaling pathway
Molecular function (GO): transmembrane signaling receptor activity
Source: RefSeq, a predicted model, not a curated record
GCACACAGCAUUUCAUCUUAAACUGAGAUACAAUGAUUAGUUCUUACAGGUCUCUUCAGUUGCUGCAGAUUCAGCCUGUCUCCUUAUACGAAGCCGAAAUUUUCCUCAGAAGGAAUCUGUAUCAGGACUGGAUGUGAGGAUGGAGCAGAUUUUACUAAUUGUGAUGAAGUUACUGUUGCUUAAUUCACUUUUCCAUUAUGGACAUGCUAAAGUUAUAUUCCGGUCUGUCCUCUCUGUGUCUCCAUCAUGGCUGAGUCCUGGAUCCUCAGUAACUCUGAGAUGUGAGGUUGAACAUCUGCCUGCAGGAUGGAGGUUCUACUGGUAUAAAGCUGUUCCUGAUCUGUUACAUAACGGGUACAGUUGUAAGCUGUUGCCUGGCAGCACCUAUGGGACCACACACAAUUACUACAUCAUUCAAAGUCAGACACACACAGCAGGAUAUGUGUGUAGAGCUGGACGAAAAGGAAACAGCUUAAAAUUUUAUGCCACUAAUUACAGUCAACCAAAGUUUGUCUGGUCUACCGUUUCUCACCCAGCAGCAUCUCUCACAGUGAGUCCUGACAGAGAGCAACACUUCACUGUUGAUGAUAUCUCUCUGAUCUGUGGAGGAAGCUCUGCUGAGUGGAGAGUGAUGAGGUUUACUCGAGGACAAAGGCUUUCAGACUGCUCCUCCUGGGGGACGAUGACUGGAUCUACAUGCACCAUAGAGAAUCUCUGGUAUCAGAGUGGAGUGUACUGGUGUGAGUCUGGAUCAGGAGAUUUCAGCAAUGGAGUAAUUCUCAGUAUAAAAUAUAAACCCCGGCCUGUCCUCUCUGUGUCUCCAUCAUGGCUGAGUCCUGGAUCCUCAGUAACUCUGAGAUGUGAGAUUAAACCUCCGUCUGCAGGAUGGAGGUUCUACUGGUAUAAAGCUGUUCCUGAUCUGUUAUCCAACAGCUACAGUUAUGAUCUGCUGCCUGGUAGCACUGCUGGGACUGAACAUGAUUCCUACAUCAUUCAUGGACAAACACACACAGCAAGAUAUGUGUGUAGAGCUGGAAGAGGAGACCCAGAGUAUCACACUGAUUACAGUGAACCAAAGUUUCUUUGGUCUGCAGCUUGGCCCUCCUCCAGAUCAACUUCAGGAACUUCCAGCGCCUAUGGAGUAGCCUGGGGCAGUUCUUAUAUCCUCCAUUGGGCACCAGCAGCGGACCUUGCUCUUGCCCUCUUGACUACUACCUGGAGCUCUCACCAACUGGGCUCCUUCCCGUUAAAAUCCAGUGUUGAUGCAGGUGAAUCAAUCAGGGACCUACAGGUGCCCAGUUCUCAUCCAGCAGCAUCUCUCACAGUGAGUCCUGACAGAGAGCAACACUUCACUGUUGAUGAUAUCUCUCUGAUCUGUGGAGGAAGCUCUGCUGAGUGGAGAGUGAUGAGGUUUACUGGAGGAGGUUUCCUUUCAGACUGCGCCUCCUGGGGGACGAUGACUGGAUCUACAUGUAGCUUAAACAGUCGUUGGUACCAGAGAGGAGUGUAUUGGUGUGAGUCUGGAUCAGGAGAGUUCAGUAAUGCAGUCAACAUCACUAGAGAAAGACCUGUCCUCUCCGUGUCUCCAUCAUGGCUGAGUCCUGGAUCCUCAGUAACUCUGAGAUGUGAGGUUGAAGAUCCGUCUGCAGGAUGGAGGUUCUACUGGUAUAAAGCUGUUCCUGAUCUGUUACACAAGAACUACAGCUAUGAUCUGCUAGCCGGUACUGGCAAUGGCACUGCACAAUAUUUUUACAUCAUUCAUGGACAAACACACACAACAGGAUAUGUGUGUAGAGCUGGAAGAGGAGACCCAGAGUAUCACACUGAUUACAGUGACCUCAAGCUUAUGUGGUCUGGAAAUUUUCAUCCAGCAGUAUCUCUCACAGUAAGUCCUGACAGAAGUCAACACUUCACUUCUGAGGCUGUUUCUCUGAACUGUGAAGGAAACUCUACUGGGUGGAGGGUGAUGGAGUUUACAGAAGCAGGACGUCUGUCAUACCUCGGAAACUGUUCCAACUUGGAAACAAGGAAUGGAUCCUCCUGUACCUUCAGCAGUGAGAAAUACCACAGUGCAGUUUGCUGGUGUGAGUUUAGAUCAGGAGAGUUCAGCAACGCAUUCAACAUAACUGUGCAAGAUACAGAUGUUAUCCUGGUGAGCCCCGUCCAUCCUGUGACUGAGGGAGCUUCUGUCAGUCUGAGCUGCAGACUGAGAGAACAAAACACACUUUCAAAUGUUUCUUUCUAUCACAAUGACAAACUUCUCCAACAUGAUGGCAGAGAGGAGCUGAACAUCUCUGCAGUGUCAAAGUCAGACGAAGGUUUCUACAAGUGUCAACAUGCAGGAAAGACGUCACAACAGAGCUGGAUGUCAGUUACAGCUGUGUCCAGACCUGGAAGCUCUUCACUUCCUGUACUGCUGAUCUUUGGACCAGUUGGUGGAAUUGUUUGUAUUUUCCUGCUUUUGCUGUGUCUAAGCAGACAGUCAAAAGAUUCAUGUUGGAUCAGGUCCAUUCAGUCAGAGAGCUCCAGUCAGACUGAAAACCAUGGAGUUAACCAGACUGAAACCAAAGAAGACAGCUUUCCACUUAAUGCUGAGGUUGACAUCUAUGAGCCAAUCAUGCAAUCUGGAGACACAGAUGCAGACGAAUCCAGAGAUGUUAUAUACUCUGUCAUUGGGCUCAAACACUGUGGAAAGAACAGAGGGCUCGAAGAAGCAGAGGAAGAUCCGGUUUAUAUUAAUGUGAAGACAGCAAACACAGGGGGGUCGUGUUUUCCAGCAACUGCAGUCUACUCUGAAGUCAGAUUUCAAACAAUUGUAUAUAAUGAUGCUGCAAUCCAAGGAGCCAUCACAGAGCAUACACCAGGAGAGGAGAUGCACACUGACUGGCUGACCCCUUCAUUUACACAUAAAACAGGAAAUAUUUUUCAGAAGCAGACGGGCCUGGUUUCAGUGUUGGAUGUGAGGAUGGGAUGCAAUUCGUUCUGUGUGCUGCUGCCAUUCUUGCUGAACACACUCCUCCACUCUGAACCUGUUCAAUGCGAACGCAGACGUCAUCUCAACGUGUCUUCAUCAUGGCUCACUUCUGGAUCUUCUGUAACACUGACCUGUAUAAUUCCAUCUAACGGAUGGAGGGUCUACUGGUACAAGGCUGUACACAUACAGUCCAACAACUCGUAUCACUAUGAGGAGCUGCCUGGUACCACCAGUGGGACAGCAGAGGAUUCCUACGUCAUUCAUGGACAGACACACACAGCAGGAUAUAUUUGCAAAGCUGAAAAGAGGAACCAACUGUUGCAAAGCAAACCCAGAUUUGUCUGGUGUGUUGAUUCUCCUCCAGCAUCUGCAUCAAUCAAAGUGACUCCUGACAGUGUGCAGCACUUUUCUGGAGAAACUGUAUCGCUGCAGUGUGAAGGAAGGUCUUCUGAGUGGAGAGUGAUGAGGUUAACUCAUGCUGGCCAUGUUGGAAACUGCUCCGCCUGGGGGAACAUGACUGGAUCCACUUGCACAGUCCAGAAAUCUACCAAGAAAACAGCGGUGUACUGGUGUGAGUCUGGAUCUGACUUUAGCAAUGCAGUCAACAUCACAGUUCAACGGCAGAAUAUUAAAUUGAUGAGCCCGGUACAGCCAGUGACUGAGGGUGAAGCUGUUACUCUUGUCUGCAAUUUGAGGAAUGAAACAGUUUUUAAACAUUCUAGUGUGUCUUUCUACCACAAUGAUCAGCUCAUCCAAAAUGAUACCAGGAGGGAGGUGAAUAUUUCUGCAGUGUCAAAGACACAUGAAGGCUUCUACAAGUGUGAGUGCUCAGGAGAAGCCUCACCAUCAAGCUGGAUAUCAGUAAAAUCAGCAUCCAAGGACAAAAACCUUUUGUUUUCUGUACAGUCAAUCAUAGGGUUGAUACUUGGGAUUUUACUGAUUAUUGCACUCCUGUUGAUUUUGGUGCUGCUAUUGCACUACUACAGACAGUCGCAAGAUGAGAGUUUACUUUAUGCACAGGUGGAUUUCUGCAAAAAAAGUAAAAGCAGCAUAGACAAAGGACAAGCCUCUCAUGCCGCCGAAGAGGAAACUAUUUAUUCUGAAGUCAAACUCUAGGGCUACAAAAAUGGAUGCACCAUGUUUUCACUUUUCAGGGGCAUUUUCUUCAAGCUGUUAUAUGUUAUUAUUACAUGAUAAUUGGGAAAAAAAAUUCAAGUUGCUGUUUUUAUGUGCAGGUUAUUUUGCAUUGUACUAGCUUCUUCUUAGAUCUUUUUAUGGAGCAAUUAACUUUUUCAAAGCUGUUUGUUUGUAGCAUUCUAUGUAUUCUUAGUUCAUUUGCCUACACCCCAAAAAAGCAUGUUUAUUGCAUUGUACAAAUAAAAAU